AUGGCCUCCCAAAGAAAAGAUCGUCCCCAGCGCAACCGUAAGCCCCCCAAAAUCUAUGGCUUCCACGUUUCUGGGCAAGAGGAAGACACUUUCACCGACUUCGAGCCCCCCUCGCCUCCCCACAGACCUGUCGAUACCCGCCUGCCCUUCGACCCUCAACUUGUCGAGGAAUGCGCUUUUCCUUCUCUCGACCCUGUUACCCACGUCGGGCUGGGACCGAGCGAGGUGUACAAGGUCUACCGACAGGCGAGAAGGGAACAGGAAGUAAAGCGGAUGGUGGAGUAUGAGCCCUUGUACCAUGAGCGUCUUGCGCAACUGAAGCAAAGGAAGCAAGUGGUGGGGCGUAGGGAUAUUGGGGAGUUUCCCGGCGGCGUAGUCGAUAAUAGAAGCAGGGGAAGGCCGCGCCGUGUUAGCGUUCAUUAUGCCAAUACUCCAGAGGAAAGGGCCAGGUGGGAGAGAGGUCGUGAGCAGGAGUUUGUUUGGGCAGUUGGCGAGUCUUCCUCUGAAGAAGAGGAUGAGGAAAAAGAAGAGGAGGAGGAGGAAGACGACGACGACGAUAUUCAGCAGAGGAAUAUGGUCAUCAGGACGUCGAGACUGCUACUCAGCGUGAGAAACGCAAAUCAUACGAAGCAGAAAGAGGCGGUGGCUGCUGUCGAGAGGGCAAGGAGUAGUGCCCAGAGUUUCGCCAGUAGCCAGGGGCAAAAGAGUCCGGGACCGCCUCUGCCUCUGGCUUCGGCGUCGGUGUCUGUCGAAGGAAAGAAUCAAAAGGAUGGCGAUGGGGAUACGGUUAUGGGCGAUGGAACCAUCCAUGAACCGCCAUACUCGUUUGCGCAGCUGAGCACGUUAUUAUCCCUCUCCACAGAUGAAAUCAUAUCUCUCCUGUAUUUGAUCAACCAUGAAACCCGCAAGAUGAUCGUCCUAGACAGCCUCAGCAAUCAGCUGGCCGCAAUCGAGGAUAUUGAUGCAGUCCGCGACGCCCUAGACCGACUCAAACCGCAAGGUCUUGUCACCGACUCCGUAUCCUCUGAGGACAUCCGCCAGGGCCAAGCGUUCUUACGGUUCAUGGGUCUGCACAAAGUGGCGGAGUGGUUGGCGGAGUACGUGGGGGUCAGCAACAGCCGGGACAGCAACGAAGGACGACAUGUCAUCAAGAUUAACGGGCAGCUUGUGGAUGGGGAUAUACCAGCUGAAGUGGCAGGCAACGUUUUAAGACGCAUCUGGAAGGAAGAGCAAGAAAGGGCGACCAGGAUCGAGAACGCCAGAAGAGCAGAGGCGGCAAGAGCAUCGAUGCAACCUCCACCUCUGGGCCUGGUGAAUCGCUCGGUAUUGGAGCUUACAGACAGGAGCGUACAGAACGGCAAAGUCUUGACCAUUCAGGAGGCGGAACAAGCAGCGAGAAGGCUUGCUGACUUUGGGCUGCUGGUUCCGCAGUCAGAUCACUAUACGGUCAGUUUGAAUGGCGAAUCCGUGCAUUUAGAGCAGGAUCUGCAAGCGCGGCGACUUUGGAAUCAUGAGCUAGAAGCCAUGCGGAAGGCUCAGAGACAAAAUGAAGUGGCACCUCCGGCUAGGCCGACAUUGGAGAGUAACGAGGAAAGACAACCGUCAAGGCCGACACUCGAUCAAGUGGCGGGGAGUUCCGUCGGCAACCGAGAAGAACAUAGACAAGGAGUUAGAGAGACAUCUAGGGGUCAAGCGACCCUUGUGCAGCAGCCCCCUCCUUCCACUGGAGCCAUUUCGUCUGCUCCUGUUCCAAUGGACAUUGACUCAAGCAUAAAUAGGGCGACGAGGCAUGAUAAAAAAAAGCAACAGAAGGGACAACCCUCGUCAUCGGCUAAUGAAGUAGACCAGGAAGCUUCAAUAGCCGAUGAAUCCCAGUCCCGUAAUUCACCGACAAACGACUACUUGCUGUCCAUCGGCAUCAAUCUUUCCCUUCAUAAAUCACCGCCGGUCGACACAUCCUCGGGGUCACCUACCCUCGAAGAAAGAACCGCCGCGUUUCUGGUGGCCAACAAGGCCACACUCGACGCCAUAGACAAGGAAGACGAAAUGGAAGCUCGUCUCCGAAGACGGCAACCGGCACAAAGUCAAGCUCAUGACGAGGAGCCAGCUAUCUCCGUCUACGGUUUACGUAAUGUCAGUGAGGCUCGUACCUUACGAAGUAACAGCAUAUACAGUUCUCGACUUCUUAGCGAAGCACCUCCCGUUGUGCCAGCCGCAAAUACAACUCCUACGACAGCCAGAGGCAAUCGUCAAGCGACCCCCGUUGUUGCUAACUUGAACCCUUCUGGCUCCGCACAUGAAAUGUCUGCGGAAAUACAGAGGCAGGUGCAAGUUGUCACGGAGGCAGGGGCCUCGAGUGUUGCCCCUCAUAAUGCUCUUGCUGGUAAUGGCAAUUCCAACCAAGUGCCAACAGCAGUGACGACCCAAAGGGAAGAGGCAAGACCAGUCGCAGUUGUGACGCCUCCCGCCCCCGAAACUCCGGCAUCGCAAAGAAAGACAAGAAUUAUUCUCAAGGUUGGAGGUCGAAGGGUUACCAGCCAAUCGAGCAUCACGUUGACGGAUACUCCACGGUCUGAGCCGCCGGUGCACACAAGUCCCCACACCCUGGGGCGGAACUUCUCCGAACCUACGAGACGUCAUCGUGAAAUAUCACAGGAAAUGUCCUUUGAUGACGAAGCUACAGACCAUACAACAUCUCGUAGCAGCUUCAAGCAAUCAUUGCCGACACGCCGAAAUCUCUUUGGGACAACCCGUAAACAGGAGCAUGCAUCGUUUUCGACUUCAGGGACACUGAUUGCCCCAAAUCAUAUCCAAAGUCAGGUUUCAAUGCCGUCCUUGGUGGUCGGAGGGCAUCCUACAAAGGCUAGUUCACACCCAAGCCAACUGCAAAGGCCUUCAAUGGCUGGCAUUCGGGAUCUCGCUUCAACAGAACCUGGCUCUCAUCGUCAAAACGAGUUGAGACUUGCUGCUUCCAUGCCGACCGCAAUACCUGCAAUAAUCUCACCUACCCAGACCAAUCCUUCGCAAGUUAUUCGGGCCGUCGCUGUCAGGGAAAACCAACAGACCAUGCGCGGGGGAGCGACCGAGGAAGUUGGGAAGAGAUAUGCCACUAGAAGCCAAGUUCACAGCGAGGAACAAGGAGAAAGCGGUCCUUAA
Molecule: messenger RNA, 3156 nt
Organism: Neurospora hispaniola
Lineage: Eukaryota; Fungi; Ascomycota; Sordariomycetes; Sordariales; Sordariaceae
Exons: 2
Coding region: 1-3156 (1051 amino acids)
Source: RefSeq, a predicted model, not a curated record